Messenger RNA from Quercus robur (English oak), 8819 nucleotides. RefSeq lists its product as uncharacterized. The coding region runs from base 125 to 8695 and encodes 2856 amino acids. The transcript has 15 exons. The record is from RefSeq and is a predicted model, not a curated record. Gene Ontology annotation, molecular function: helicase activity; ATP binding; protein binding. Lineage: Eukaryota; Viridiplantae; Streptophyta; Magnoliopsida; Fagales; Fagaceae.
CUUAAUGAUAUGGAAACUCUAUCUCAUCAUCCAUUCUCUUAGGUUGAAAGAAAGCCAAAGAUAGAAAUCGGUGCCAACAUAUGUGCCUUUCUUUCUUUUGACAACUGAGAUGAUAUAAGAAGAAAUGAUGAUGAAAGAGAAGGGAGAGAGUUCAAAGAAGAUGAGAGCAGUUCCUAAUGAUCAUGGCUUCACUGAAAUUGUGCUCUCUUGGUCCCUUGAACAAAUUGAAAAUAAAGACCUUUUCAAGGACCAGGUUGAAAAGAUUCCACAGACCUUUGAAUCAGUUCACCAGUAUUUUCAUUCACAUGUUUACCCUUUAUUGGAAGAAACUCGUGCACAAUUGUAUUCAAGUAUGGACAUUGUAUCAAGAGCACCUUUUGCUGAAGUAAUUGCAUUUGAUGAAUCUAAGCCAUACGGAAAAAAUUUGUAUGACCUUAAGGUUGAUAACUGGAGAAACCGAUUUGGUGAUCGUAGCAAGGAGCCUUACAAAACAUUGCCUGGAGACAUUUUUGUUUUAGCAGAUGCUAAACCUGAGCAUGAUUCUGAUUUACAAAGAAUAGGAAGGUCAUGGACUUUUGCGGCAGUCACUAAAAUUCCAGAGGAUGAUGGUGAUGAUAAUAGUACAUCUACUAGCUUUAAAGUCAAGGUGUUGAAAGACAUUAAUGUUGAUGGUGGGAUCCAGAAAUCAUUGUUUGUUGUUUUCAUGAUAAAUACAAUCACUAACAAGAGAAUAUGGAAUGCUCUGCACAUGUAUGGAAAUCUGAAUAUUAUUAAGAAAGUCUUGUGCACUAGUUCUUUGGUAAGUAAAUUGGAAUUGUUUCCCAUUUCUCAUGUUGCACAACAGAAUGAGGAAGACUGUGAUCUCUGUUCUGUACAGAGUGAUGGCAGCGGGGGUGAGAUAUUUGCAACAAGUAUUACUCCAAAACUGAAUGAAUCCCAAAUUGAUGCUAUCCUGUCUUGUCUUCGUAAGAUGCAUUGCAACCACAAGUUGUCUGUGGAACUUAUAUGGGGUCCACCUGGUACUGGCAAAACAAAAACCACUAGUACCCUACUCUUUACCCUUCUAAGAAUGGGAUAUAGAACUCUUACUUGUGCCCCAACAAAUGUUGCAAUUACAGAAGUGGCUGCGCGCGUCCUAAAGCUGGUGAAAGAAUCUUUUGAAACAAAUAUAAGAACUGAUGCUUUGUUUUGCUCAUUCGGAGACAUACUCUUAUUUGGGAAUAAGGAGCGGCUCAAAGUUGGUUCUGAUAUGAAAAUGAUAUAUUUGGAUUAUCGGGUCCAAAAGCUUACUGAGUGCUUGGGGCCUCUGACUGGUUGGAGGCAUUGUUUUGCUUCAAUGAUUGAUCUUCUUGAAGAUUGUGUUUCUCAAUUUCACAUCUUCUUGGAAAAUGAAUUUAUCAAAGAGAGAGAACAAAACAAUGAAAAAGAAAUUAAAGAGAUAGAAAGUAGGGAUGAAACUGAUGGUGGCGAGGGGAAGUGCAAUUCAUUUCUUGAUUUUCUGAGAAAAAGAUUUGCUGCUACUUCAUCACCACUCAAAAAUUGUCUUCUAGUCUUUUGUACACAUUUACCCAAGAAAUACAUUCUUGAGCAUAAUCUCCAAAACAUUUUUUCUCUUAUUGGCCUACUUGAGUCCUUUGAAACCUUGUUGUUUCAAGACAAUGUGGAAUCUGAAACACUGGUGGAGCUUUUUUCAAAUUCAGAAGUAGGUGAAAAUAUUUCUGAGCCAUUUAUGGAUGUACCAUUCCAGCUGUAUGCAUGGAGAGAAGAAUGUCUUUCGCUUCUAAAAAAACUUCAGUGUUCAUUUAAUGAACUUGGUCUUCCAAGCACUAUGAACAAAUGGUCAAUAAAGGAGUUUUGUUUCAAAGUAGCUUCCUUAAUUUUUUGCACUGCUUCAAGUUCUUAUAAGCUCCAUUCAGUGGCAAUGGACCCACUGAACAUUCUAGUUAUUGAUGAAGCUGCACAAUUAAAGGAGUGUGAGUCAACCAUUCCCCUGCAACUUCCGGGUUUGAGGCAUGCUGUCCUCGUAGGUGAUGAGUGCCAAUUACCAGCAAUGAUUGCAAGCAAUAUUUCUGAGGAAGCUGGUUUUGGGAGAAGUUUGUUUGAGAGGUUGAGCUCAUUGGGUUACACAAAGCAUCUUCUUGAUAUUCAGUACCGAAUGCAUCCAUCUAUAAGUUUUUUCCCAAAUUCACAUUUUUAUGGCAACCAGAUUUUAGAUGCUCCAAAUGUCGAAAGAAAAAGCUAUGAAAAACAAUAUCUUCACGGUCCGAUGUUUGGUCCCUAUUCUUUCAUAAAUCUAAUAGAUGGUAGGGAAGAGAGGGAUGAUUUUGAGCGUAGUUGGAGAAACAUGGUUGAGGUUGCUAUUGUGAAGAAAAUACUGCUGAAUUUAUACAAAGCAUGGGAUGGUACUGACUCAAAACAGAAUCUCAACAUCGGUGUAAUAUCUCCUUAUGCUGCUCAAGUAGUUGCAAUUCAAGAAAGACUUGGACGGAAGUAUGAUGACCUUGAUGGGUUUACAGUGAAGGUCAAGUCAGUAGAUGGGUUCCAGGGUGGGGAGGAGGACCUAAUUAUAAUAUCAACAGUAAGAUCUAAUACUCGUGCAUCAAUUGGGUUCACAUCGAAUCUGCAGCGAACUAAUGUUGCUCUUACAAGGGCUAGGCACUGUCUAUGGAUAUUGGGAAAUGAAAGAACACUAGUGAAUAGUGGAUCUGUUUGGGAAACCUUGGUCCUUGAUGCUAAGAAUCGUCAAUGUUUCUUUUAUGCUGAUGAGGACAAGGAUUUGGCGAAAGCAAUUUUAGAUGUGAAGAAAGAAUUUGAACAGUUUGAUGAUUUGCUUAAUCCUGAUAGCAUACUUUUUAAAAGUGCUAGGUGGAAGGUUCUUUUCAGUGAUAACUUUCUGAAAUCAUUUCAGAAACUGAAGUUUGUCCGGACAAAGAAGUCAGUUAUAAACCUUCUACUUAAAAUUUCUAGUGGCUGGAGACCCAAAAAGUUUAGCGGAAUUUGUGAAAGUUCUUCACAGAUCUUAAAGCAAUUUAAGGUUGAAGGACUUUAUAUUGUUUGUGCAAAUGACAUAGAAAAGGAAUGGAGUGACAUAGCAAAGGAAUUGAGGUACUCUCAAGUUUUGAAGAUAUGGGAUAUAUUACCUACAGAGGAUAUUCCAAAAUUAGUCAAACGUCUUGAUAGCAUGUUUGGAAAAUAUACAGAUCACUUUAUUAAUUGCUGCCAAGAGAAAUGUCGUGAGGGGGAUUUGGAAAUUCCAAAGAGUUGGUCAAUCUCUUCUGAUAUUGUCCGGAUUAGGAAUCUUGAUAACAAUGAAAAUGGGAGUGAUCUAAGUGGUUGUGCUUCUGAUGGGAGAAGUUAUAUUGAGAAUGCUAGGGUGAGUGAGAGUCUGUUGCUGAUGAAAUUCUACUCCUUAUCGUCAGGUGUAGUGAGCCACUUGCUUUCUAACAAUGAUGGUGGUGAAUUGGAUCUACCCUUUGAAGUAACUGAUCAAGAGCUAGAGAUAAUCCUUUUUCCUAGAAGUACAUUUGUACUGGGGCGAUCAGGUACUGGGAAAACUACUGUUUUGACUAUGAAGUUAUUUCAGAAAGAAAAAUUGCACCAUAUGGCAACAAAGUUAUUGGGUGAUGUCAAGAACAAUACACUUGUGCAUAGUGAGGAAAAGGAAGUUGAGGAUACUGCUGCUGACAUAAAGGAAACUAUAUUGCGCCAACUUUUUGUGACAGUGAGUCCUAAACUGUGUUAUGCUAUAAAACAACAUGUUUCUCACUUGAAAAGCUUUGCCUGUGCAGGUAAUUCUUCAAAAGAAAGGUCUUCAAUUGAUAUGGAUGAUUUCGAAGAUGCCUCUCAAUUCAAUGAUAUCCCAGAUUCUUUUGUUGAUGUUCCCCCCAAGUCAUAUCCUCUUGUCAUAACAUUUCACAAAUUUCUGAUAAUGCUUGACGGAACUGUGGGUAAUUCAUACUUUGAAAGAUUCCAUGAGGCAAGGAAACUUUCUAAUGGUCCAAUAAGUGGUAGUUUAGUUGCCUUACAGAGCUUUAUAAGGAUGAAAGAAGUUAAUUAUGAGAGGUUUAGUACAUCAUACUGGCCCCGUUUCAAUACCCAGCUAACUAAGAAGCUUGACUCUUCCAGAGUUUUCACAGAGAUUAUUUCCCAUAUAAAAGGUGGCCCACAAUCUGUGGAGGCAGCUGAUGGUAAACUUAGUCGUGAGGACUAUGUUCUACUAUCAGAUUUCCGGGUUUCCCAUCUAAGUAGAGAAAAGAGAGGAAUGGUAUAUGACAUCUUUCAAAAUUAUGAAAAAAUGAAGAAUGAAAAUGCUGAGUUUGAUUUUUCUGACCUUGUAAUUGAUCUUCAUCGUCGAUUAAGAGCUGAAAGAUACAAGGGUGAUGAAAUGGAUUUUGUAUAUGUUGAUGAGGUGCAGGAUCUUACAUUGAGCCAAAUCGCAUUAUUUAAAUAUAUUUGUAGAAAUGUUGAAGAAGGUUUUGUUUUCUCUGGUGAUACUGCUCAGACAAUUGCGAAAGGAAUUGAUUUUAGAUUCCAAGAUAUAAGGUCUCUGUUCUACAAGAAGUUUGUGCUGGAAUCGAAAUCCAGUGGAAAAGAUGGAAGAAAAGGGAAAGGAUUAAUCUCAGAAAUCCUCCAUUUGAGCCAGAACUUCCGUACUCACGAUGGAAUUCUUAAGCUAUCACAGAGUGUUAUUGAACUUCUUUAUCAUUUCUUUCCUCAAUCUACUGAUCUUUUGCAGCCUGAGACUAGUCGUAUAGAUGGCGAAGCUCCUAUUCUGCUUGAAUCCAAGAACAAUGAAAAUGCUAUCGUCACUAUUUUUGGCAAUAGUGGAAAUGCUGGAGGGAGUAUUGUUGGCUUCGGUGCAGAGCAGGUAAUAUUGGUACGAGAUGAUCGUGUUCGGGAGGGAAUUACCAAUCAUGUUGGAAAGCAAGCUCUUAUUCUAACUAUUGUGGAGUGCAAGGGCCUUGAAUUUCAGGAUGUAUUGUUGUAUAACUUUUUUGGCUCGUCACCUAAGAAAAAUCUAUGGAGAGUGAUAUAUAAAUUUAUGAAAGAGCAAGAUUUGCUUGACCCAACUUUAGCUAGCUCUUUCCCAAGUUUCAAUGAGGCUAAACACAAUGUCUUGUGCUCUGAACUGAAGCAACUUUAUGUGGCUAUCACUCGCACCAGGCAGAGGUUGUGGAUUUGUGAGAAUACAGAGGACGUUUGUAAACCUAUGUUUGACUAUUGGAAGAAAAAGUGUGUUGUCCAAGUCAGACAACUGGAUGAUUCACUUGCUCAGGCAAUGCAAGUUGCUAGCAGUCCAGAGGAGUGGAAGUCCCGGGGCAUUAAGUUGUAUUAUGAGCAUAACUUUCUAUCUGCAACCAUGUGCUUUGAAAGAGCCGGUGAUAUCUAUUGGGAAAAAAGGUCCAAGGCUGCUGGUCUUAGAGCAGAUGCUGACCAUAUGCGCAGUUCAAAUCCUGAAGAGGCAAAUGUUAAACUAAGGCAAGCUGCUGAUAUAUUUGAAGAUAUAGGCAAAGCUGACUCUGCUGCCCAAUGUUUUUCUGAUUUGGGGGAGUUUGAAAGAGCAGGGAGGCUUUAUUUAGAAAAAUGUGGGGAGCCUGGACUACAAAGGGCUGGGGAAUGCUUUUCUCUAGGAGGAUGCUAUGAACUGGCAGCUAAUGUGUAUGCUAGAGGCAACUUUUUCUCAGAAUGUUUGAAAGUUUGCACCGAAGGUAAAUUAUUUGACAAUGGUUUCGAGUACAUUAAGUAUUGGAAAAAUCAUGCAAAGAUGGAUUUUGGUGUGGCUACAAGAGGAAGGGAAAUAGACAAGAUUGAACAGGAGUUUCUAGAGGGUUGUGCUCUUCAUCACCAUGAGCUUAAAGAUAACAGAGCCAUGAUGAAAUUUGUUAAAGCUUUUCAAUCCAUCGAUUUGAUGCGCAAGUUUUUGAAGUCUUUGAAUUGCCUUGAUGAGCUUCUUUUGUUGGAAGAAGAAUCAGGAAACUUCUUGGAGGCUGCAAACAUUGCGGAGCUGAGAGGGGAGAUUCUACUUGAAGCUGAUCUCCUAGGGAAGGCAGGGAAUUUCAAAAAAGCAUCCAUGCUAUGUCUCUUCUAUGUGCUUUACAACUCACUUUGGUCACCUAGAAGCAAAGGCUGGCCAUUAAAGCAGUUUGCAAAGAAGCAGGAGAUUUUGGCAAAAGCCAAGUCAUUUGCUAAGAAUGAGUCAAAUGACUACUAUUUGGUUGUUUGUAGAGAGGCAGACAUUUUAUCAAGUGAACUGAAUAACUUGUCCAUAACAAAAAAGUAUUUGAAUGCUUCUCAGAGACAUAAUAGUGUUGGAGGUGAAACAAUUGCUGCUCGAAAAAUUCUAGAUGCUCAUCUUCAGUCAAACUCUUCAAAGUAUGUGUGGCAGGAUUAUGUUGUUUUUGAUCUGACAAAGCAUUCGGAACAGAUGAUCUCCAGAGAUCAGAUUUCAGUAGAAACACUAGUUUACUUUUGGAAUUUUUGGAAAGAUAAGAUUGUGAACAUUCUCAAAUAUCUCAAAUGUCUUGACAUCCAAGAUGAUAAUGAAUAUAGAAGUUAUGGUGAUUUCUGUUUGAAUUACUUGGGCGUGCGGAAGCAGUUUUAUGAUCUUAAUGCAAUCUAUCUAUUGCUCAACCCUGAUGCAGAUUGGGUAAGAGAAUUGGACAGUAGACUCCUUCAGCGGAAUGGAAAUGGGAUUUAUAUUAAUGUUCACCAUUUUGUUUCAGCUGCUCGUAGUUACUGGUGUUCAGAAUUACUUCGUGCUGGUAUGAAAGUCUUGGACAAUCUUCAAGCUCUUUACAAUUUCUCAUUGAAGAAUUCCCUCUCUAUGUUCUGCCAAAGCAGAUCUCUUACUUAUAUCUAUGAGGUUGCAAAGUUUCUUUCAGAAUCUGAAUAUCGGAACCAUAGUUACUACAACAAUAAGACAUUGCAGAGAUUUGUUGAACUUUCUACCAAGUCUUUUUUUGGCUAUAUAUUUCCCCUAGAUUGGCGGAAAUCAUUGGCAGAGAACAUGUUUUCUCUGAGAGAAUCGGAGGUUUCAAGGAAUUUACUAGAACAGAUCAUAAUUGAAAACAUCAGCUUGAAGGGUAAGUUGACAUACGGGCAAAUUGGAAGAGUUGUAGUGAUAACUCUUGGAUUGGGUAAGAUAAACAAUGAUUUAUAUAAGGAGAUUUUGAAAAGGUUUGAUGGGACUUAUGGAAAUCCACCAUGGAAGACAUUCAUUCAGGUUCUCCGUGGGAAUAUGGGACCAGAAUUUCCUCAAGGUACUAUAACUGACAAUAACUCUGAAUCUCCAAGAGAAUUGUGCGUUCUGCUGAAGCUACAAGAAGCUUUGAUGGAUACUUACAAUGCAAAUUGGAGAGAAGUCGACUAUAUUUCACCUGGUUGUUUCUUGUAUCUAAUUGAGCGCCUCCUAAUCUUGGCAUCUUACUUCAAGGGAUACUUUAUCACUUCGAAGUCUUCUUUUGCUGAAUGGUUUAUCUAUCAAGAUGCAGAUACCAACCCAAAUUCCACUGCUGGUAUUGGAUCAUGCCAUGUUAUCUUUAAGUUUAUUGUCAAUGUUGCUCAGCAGCUUCUUUUUAAUAAGAAAGAUACAAUGGAUUGGAUCAGAAAGUCUAAUGUAAAUGUGAAGGACUACUAUCCACUGCUGGUAUUGAGAUUGGUUUCUAUAAUAUGUUUAGUUCAUCUGAAUUCGGGGGAAUUUUUGGAAAUUGUAUUUUCUCUUCUCUGUAGGAGCUAUAUUACUGAGCAACUUCCGUGGGAAUUUUAUGAUGUCAUUCGGAGAAAACGGAAACAUAUAAAUGUGAAUGUGCUAGCUGAAGCAUUUAAAAAGAUUCACAAUCCUCUUGUAAUUGUGAGUUUGGGAGGAAAUUGUUCAAGGUUUCUAUGUCCAGAUGCCAUUUUUGUGGACAUGAGGGUAAAACAGUGCAGGGAGGACAUGUUAAAAGUCUUGUUUCCAGAGACAGUGAAAGCAUCACAAGGUCAAACUGAGACAGUUGAAGUGGAAGCAACUAACUCUGGCAAUGAAGUGCUUUCUUCAGGCACUUAUGAUCAAGACAGUUGUAAGACUGCACCUUCAAACUUGGCUGUGGUGGCAGAUCAGGGCGACUUGAACAACAUAAAUGGAAGCAAGCUGCGAGUGAAUUACUUUCAGGAAAUAUUUGAAGAUUUGAAGUCGUUGGAGUGUGUUAAAGAUCUAAGGAGCUUUUUGUCAAAUGUCCAAACAAUGAAGGUGAAUGUGAAGAAAAGUAUUCACCUUGUAAGUACUGUUAAGAAUGAACGCCUUCAGAAUACUAUCGACAAUGUUGAUGAAAACCUAUUGGAGGAAGUAGACAGCAUGGUUGAUGAAAUGACGCAACUUUCUGCUGCACUGGAUGUGAGUGAACCGGAACUUGGAAACAAUAUGUCAACAAUUCGAGAACUUUGCAAGAAAUUGCUGUCAAGAAGGCCAAAUCUGGAACCUAUCUUAAGUAAGCUAUUCUUCCAACAGGGCACAAACCUUGUGGUUGAGACUUCUGGCAAUAUAUCAAAUGAGCAGCAGUGUGAUGUAAAGGACAGUGAUAGCAAAGCUAAGGAAAAUAGCAGUGCUGAUGUUGCGUCAGUCUCCAACAGCAAAAACAGCCGGGAAACAGAAAAUAAGGGGAAAGGUAAUAAGUCCAAGAAAAACAAGAGGGGUAAAAAAAGUGGCAGUAAGAGAUAAAUAGAUGUACAUGAGUUGAAAGUUGUUAUGUAUCACACCUUUCAGAAAUUGUCUUCUAUGUGCACUUGAAACUAGCAUUUCAGAAAAGUUCUUUCAAUUUCAAUAGUUAGCACUUAGUGUUGUA